Molecule: messenger RNA, 2586 nt
Organism: Clupea harengus (Atlantic herring)
Lineage: Eukaryota; Metazoa; Chordata; Actinopteri; Clupeiformes; Clupeidae
Gene: tspan12
Product: tetraspanin 12
Cellular component (GO): plasma membrane
Source: RefSeq, a predicted model, not a curated record
CAUGACACAGAGCAGGCAGCGCGUUAAGUUACCGAAACUCCUUACAUGCAGAAGUUCACUGUGACAGCCCCUCAAACUUCUCUCGGCGUUUGCAACACAAGCCAUUAUACGGGGCAGAAGGAUCACUGAACGAAAGGGUGGGCCUACGAGUGACUUUUUUUUGGUGAAUGAGUUGUCCGAGGCGAAUUCUUUUUUGUGUGAUUUAUGCACACUUGAUCUGAAUUUGCCGCGGUAUGCCGUGCACUUGAGAGAUGUUUGGAUUUCCUCCCGUAGACGAAGUUUUCUUUGGACAGUUACAUGAUCUACCCUACUGAUAGAAAUAAACUUUGAAGCUUGGCUACUGUGCGGUAGCCAACUAUUAUGCACAGUACAGAAGACGCAGGUUUUGGAAUUCUCCGCUGGAUGCUGUGUUUUUUGCACUCGCCUAAGUGAGUGAUGAUUGAUUCGGAUGUGUCAGCAUCACUGAGCGGCCAUCCGCGCAGUCCACCGUCCCGAAGGUCGACAAAGUAGUAAACCACCUGUUGCGAAUGCUUUCAAAAACUUCCCACGGAUAUAACAUGCCUAAAGAAGACAUCCACUCGGGGAAAUAUAAUCAAACGGUAGUGUAAACAAACGUGGAUUAUGUUGCCAUGGUGGCAAGAGUUAAAAUGAGGACUCUUGACCAACAGUUGGUGCUCUCAGAAUGGCUCGUGAGGAUUCGGUAAAGUGCUUGCGCUGCCUGCUCUACGCUCUCAAUUUACUCUUCUGGCUGAUGGCCAUAUGUGUGCUGGGUGUGGCAGCAUGGCUCAGAGACUACCUGAAUAAUGUGCUCACCCUGACCGCAGACACCAGACUGGAGGAGGCUGCUAUUCUGACCUAUUCUCCAGUGGUGCAUCCCGUCAUUAUAGCUGCAUGUUGUUUCCUGAUCAUCGUGGCCAUGGUGGGAUACUGUGGGACUCUCAAAUGCGACCUCCUCCUUCUGUCCUGGUAUUUUGGCUGUCUGCUGGUGAUCUUCUGUGUGCAGCUGGCCAGUGGGGUGUGGACGUACGAUGAGCCUACAGUGCAAAGGGCAGACAUGAUUAGCCUGAAAUCCCGGAUGCCCAAUUAUGGUCUGCAGCGCUACCAGUGGCUCACACAUGCCUGGAAUGCCUUUCAGUCUGAGUUUAAAUGCUGUGGUGUGAUCUACUUCACUGAUUGGCUGGAGAUGACAGAGAUGGAGUGGCCACCUGACUCCUGCUGCUCCAAUCAGUACCCUGGCUGCGCUCGCCACGCCCACUACCGCGACCUGAGUGACCUCCAUCAGGAGGGAUGUGGGCCAAAGAUGUUCAGUUUCAUCCGCGGCACCAAGCAGCUGCAGGUGUUGCGUUUCCUGGGUGUGUCCAUCGGCGUGGCGCAGAUCCUGGCAAUGACUCUCACCCUCACCCUCCUCUGGGCACUCUACUACGACCGCAAACCCCCUGACGCCCUCGCCACCACCUCCACCUCUGCCUCCGACCCCCAUACCCUCUGCCCGGGGGUAGAGGAAGACGUCCCCAAAAUUGGCCACCUGCGCCCCCCCGAGGCUUGGGCUGGCCUGAGCACCCCGUCGAAUGGACACGUGCAGUUUGAGAUGGAGCAGCUGUCAUAGCGAUGGACGUGGCCCUGCAGGAAAUGCUGAACGGGUGAGGCCCCUAGCAAGCGCCUGAUUGGCGGGUGACCUGCCAUCCACACCUCUGCCCCCGCUUGGUUGGACAGAUGUGAGAGGAAGGAAGUGGGCUGCAGGGGGCAAAGAAGGGCACACUAUUUAUGACAUUGGGAUAGAAAGGAUGAGUGGGAAAAGGGUUUGUUUUUGUUCUCUUCAGAAAAGGAGGGGUGUGCUGGAGAAAAGAGGAUUGAGUGACAGAGAGAGAGAGAGAUGGAUGAUGGGAAUACAUCUCAUUUUUAUUUUUUAUCUUUCUUGAGUGGCACAGCAUCAGGGGGAGGAGCUGGAGAGGUCGGACUCCUGGGUAGGGUGGGGGGUUUGUCACAGAAAACAUCUGUGCAUCCGUUGCCAUAGAAACCAAAGAACUUGCAGAAGAACACUCGGAAGGUUCCGGAAUGGUUCUCAGGACUUGUGCGUGGAGGCAUCUGCUUCUCUGCUGAAAAAAUGGGCUUCACCACUACUGCGGAGAAACAGAGCAAGGCUCUUUCUUUUGACAGUCUUCAUCUGAAACACUGAGUCUUAAAAAGGCACAAACACACACACACACACACAUACACAGACACACGCACACAUUUACAUACUCAAGCAAACAGAAACACUCAUGCAAUCACACACACACACACACACACACAAGGACACAGAGGAGAGCAUAGCUGCUUACCGUAGCCAAAGUUCACAGGAAUGACACCAGUGGGCCAUUUCUGUUGCCAUGAAAAUAAUGUCUUAACCCAAUGUGACUAUGAGGUACAGCAGAACACUGAGUUCUGCCUGGAGUGUGUGCUGCACCCACGAGUGUGCACUCAGCCGUCCGUCAUUGUUCUUACUAGAAAACAGGCUUGGUGUUCAUAGUUUAAAGACGUUUUGGAUAAAGUCUGUACAUUUUGCCAAAUAAGAUUGUGAAAUAAAGAUUAUUUGUGUCACGUGCA